UAUUGAUUUCAUGAUUCUUUGACAUAGUUUUAGCAGAAAAAAAAGAAAAAGAAAACCAGCAAAACCACAGGAAACAAACGAAACAUCAACAAGGCAUGUACACUUCCUGAGUAGUUUUCCUUUCAAUCUACGUGUUCAUCAAAAGACGCAAUAAUCAUGUACAAAACUCUGACUGACUGGUUGUCUGAAGAACUGCUUCCGCCUCAACCUGAUCCAAGAGUUGCUGACUACCCAUUAAUGUCUACAUGGAUGCCAUCUGUAUUGAUUUCGCUAGUUUACAGCAUCGGUGCAUAUAUUUGGCGUAUGGAAUUGAUUCGAAGACAUGGAAAGACGCAAAGAAAGUAUUCAAAGGAGAAACUGAAACAUCAUGAAAAAUGGUCGGUGUUAACAUAUGCAAUGAUAAUAUACAACUUUACCAUGGUACUGUUUUCUAUCUACUUAACAGUAUCAAGUUUCCGUUCAAUCUAUGAACUUGGUUAUGGUUUAGGCUGUAUUGAACUGCCAAAUCCAAUGGAUAAGCGGACAGAUAUAUUAGUCUAUUAUGGUUAUUUGUUUUUUAUUUCAAAAUUUAUUGAAAUGAUGGAUACAGUGUUCUUUUUGUGUCGUGGAAAAGUGGAUCAAGUCACUUUCCUGCACGUAUUUCAUCAUGCAUCAAUGCCACCAUCAGUAUGGUGGGGUUUAAAAUAUGCUCCUGGUGGUGCAAUAUACAUGUUUCCAUUGGUCAACAGUUUUGUGCAUAUAUUAAUGUACACUUAUUAUGGAUUAGCUGCUGUCGGAGCAUAUCAUCUAUUAUGGUGGAAAAACUACUUAACCCUCAUUCAAAUGAUACAAUUUCUUUGGUUUAUUAUCCAUCAAGGACAAUUUUUAUUGAUUAAUAAUCCAUCUUCAUGUAAUUUUCCAAAAGUAUUCCCAACAGCUAUAGUUAUCUAUUCUGUAAUAUUUUUUAUAUUAUUUUUUAAUUUUUAUAUGAAAGCAUAUUGGAAAAAAGAACGUUUAAUUAAGCCAUCAAUGAAUGGUGAACAGGUUCGAAAUUCAAAACAGUAUUCUCCCACCACAAAUUCAAUGUUCGAUAUGGAGAUUGGUAAAAAGAUGGAAUAGAUUAUUUUGUAAUUUUGUAAUCUUCUUUUUUGUUCCCUUAUUUGAAUUGUUUGCGGAGAAAAAUAAUAAAUAUUUAUUUAUUUAUUCAUUGGUUCAACGUUUCAAUGGUUUCUCAAUAUUGACUGUUCAAUGUUUCAAUGGAAGAGUUUUUUCUGUACCGUUGACCAGUCGACUAAUUAUUUAUUAUUUGUGUGGUUUGUAGUAAGAUGAAAAUAAAGACGAGAUGAAGAGAUAAA
Molecule: messenger RNA, 1334 nt
Organism: Trichobilharzia szidati
Lineage: Eukaryota; Metazoa; Platyhelminthes; Trematoda; Strigeidida; Schistosomatidae
Source: the annotation of a GenBank genome assembly